Arachis ipaensis is the source of this 1698-nucleotide messenger RNA. The record is from RefSeq and is a predicted model, not a curated record. Lineage: Eukaryota; Viridiplantae; Streptophyta; Magnoliopsida; Fabales; Fabaceae.
AUGCCAAGAUUGGUAUCGCCAACAACCAAGUCCCCUCCUUCCCCCUCCCCCUCUCUGAUUCUACCAAUGAUGCUCGACUUCGACGACCCCAUCGACGAGCUCGACUUCGACGACCAGAACCCCGACCCCUCCCUCGACACCACCGAUCCCCUCUCCUCUGCUGGCUACUUCUAUGACCCUCUCUCCGCCUCCCUCCGCCGCAGCUUCAAAACCCCUCGUAACAUCCACCAGUUUUCCGAUCCACAAACCCACAAUCACAUUCUCCACUUCGCCACCGUCGGAUACGGACGGGAUGAUCGCGCUAAGGCCGCGUUUGGCUCCGACGACCUCCCCGUCGACGACGACGUUAGGAGAUUGGCUGCUCAGGUAACCGCCAUCGAAGACGCGCUUCUGAUUCGAAGCACUUCCCCUCUCAGGAAAGGUUGGGGUGAUUGGUUCGAAAAAAAGAGUGUCUUUUUGAGGAAGGAUAGAAUGUUUAGGUCAAAUUUUGAAGUUCUGAAUCCGAACAACAAUCCACUUCUUCAAGAUCCGGAUGGUGUUGGUGCUUCUGGGUUCACCAGGGGUGAUAGGAUCGUGCAGAAACUGUGGCUGAACGAGUUCAAGAAGGCGCCGCCGCUUACCAGUAAGAAGGUUCUCCUCUCCAUUAACAACAACAAAAAUUACAAUAAUGUAGAUAGUUUGAAGAGUGAUAGGAGAGAGUUAAGAACAAAUAGGGUGAGUGGUGGGAUCAAAGGAGGUGCAGAGCGUAGGACUUUGAAUGAUGGGAAUGAAUCUAUAGAGGAACAUGGGAGUGAUGUUGGUGGGGAUUUGACAGGCAAGGUUCUUUCAGUGACUGCAAGUAAUAGUAGGAAAGGCAAGAGUGUGGAUUUUGGGAGGGAUCAUGUGUAUGCUGACGAUAAGACUUGGGGGUACUACCCUGGAUUGCCCCUGAAUUUGUCGUUUACCAAGUUCAUGGAAGCUUUUUUCGGGAAGGGGAAAUGCAGUAUGAGGGUGUUCAUGGUAUGGAAUUCACCGCCUUGGAUGUACAGUGUCCGGCAUCAGCGUGGCCUUGAGAGCUUGCUCUUUCACCACCCUGAAGCCUGUGUUGUGAUAUUCUCGGAGACAAUGGAGCUCGAUUUCUUCAAAGAUACCUUCGUCAAAGAUGGUUACAAAGUUACUAUUGUCAUGCCAAAUCUUGAUGAGCUGCUGAAGGGUACACCGGCUCACAUUUUUUCGUCGGUUUGGUUUGAAUGGAGAAAGACCAAGUUCUAUGCUACUCAUUACAGCGAGCUUAUCCGUCUUGUAGCUCUCUACAGGUAUGGUGGGAUCUAUCUGGACUCGGAUAUCAUAGUUUUGAAGCCAAUAUAUUUCCUUAACAAUUCUCUGGGUAUGGAGGAUGAUCUUGAAGCUGAAAAAGCUUUGAAUGGUGCUGUUAUGGCCUUUGAAAAGCACAGAUUCUUUAGCGCCCCAGAAACAGAGACUCAGAAAGCAUGGCAAGAUGCUCUGCUAGAAAAUGCUCAGAAUUACUGUAAAAUGCUGGCUUACACCAAUCCUGUUUGGAGCUUCCCUACAGCAGCAAAUGUCAGAAACUCUGUGGAUCUUUGUCUAACAUUUUGUUCUUGUAGCCAUAUUGUUGCUCUUAGUAUUGCAGUUCAGAAGACACCAGCUGGUUCUCUUGUACAAUUUUGUUGUAUAAGUUGCAGAGAUAUAGUUGAUUGA